This is a messenger RNA of Zophobas morio, 1759 nucleotides long. RefSeq names its product 5-hydroxytryptamine (serotonin) receptor 2B (gene 5-HT2B). Gene Ontology annotation, biological process: G protein-coupled receptor signaling pathway, coupled to cyclic nucleotide second messenger; chemical synaptic transmission. Gene Ontology annotation, molecular function: neurotransmitter receptor activity; G protein-coupled serotonin receptor activity. Gene Ontology annotation, cellular component: dendrite; plasma membrane. The record is from RefSeq and is a predicted model, not a curated record. Lineage: Eukaryota; Metazoa; Arthropoda; Insecta; Coleoptera; Tenebrionidae. Bases 27 to 1688 code for a protein of 553 amino acids. The transcript is spliced from 5 exons.
ACGUGUUGUUCUGCACGGCCUCGAUAAUGCAUCUGUGCACCAUCAGCGUCGACCGAUACCUGUCCCUCAGCUACCCGAUGAAGUUCGGCAGGAACAAAUCCAGACGCCGCGUCAUCCUCAAAAUCGUCUUCGUCUGGCUGCUGUCGAUAGCGAUGAGCCUACCCCUGAGCCUCAUGUACUCCCAGGACCAGGACUCCCUCAUCAUCGACGGCACGUGCCAGAUCCCCGAUCCGCUGUACAAGCUCAUCGGCUCCAUUAUCUGCUUCUACAUCCCGCUGCUGGUGAUGCUCGUCACUUACGCCCUCACGGUCCGUCUUCUCGCCCAGCAGCGCCAGAACCUCGGGACUCCGGACUGGUCCAGCAACUGGAUGGGUGGACCGACGACGGCCCUAGAGCGUCGAUGCACCUGGAGGAAGCUCCUUAACGCCACCAAGGCCAGCAAGCAGUCGACUCCGCAGCACGCCCACCACUCGGCCGCCUCGACCGACACCGAGCUCACCACCAUAGACACCCACGAGCUCUGGAUCCAGGAAACCGAACCCACGCCGUGCACCAUGUCGGCGCUGGGUCAAUUCGGGGCCGAGAUGCUCAAGCUAUCCCGGGGUCUCGAAGCGGCGUCGCACCUCGGGGCUUCCCCCAAAGCCGCACCUUCGUUGAAAAUCAGCUCGGGCGAACGCAGCACCGACAGCCUGGCCGACUCCCACUCGUCGCUAUUAACGCCGGAAGGCUCCCCGUGGACGUCGAAGCGGCGCCGAGCCUCCACCUUCCACGAGGGCGACACGCGCGACGAGAGCCCCUCGCCGAGAUGGCGCAAGCGGGGCUCGAGCUUCCACGACGUGCGCUCGUCGGACGCCUCCUCCGAGCUGUCGUCCGAACCCACGGAGAGCUCGCCGUUCCCGCUGCCGCCGCCGUGCACCUGCCCCUACUUCGGCGACAAGCAAUCCGACAAGUCGCCGCCUCCGAAACCCGCCGAAGUCAAGAUCAUCCCGACGACGGGCAAGCUCACCCUCGACGUGGACAAGCCGGCGGCCUCGCCGCUCAAGAAGUCCAUCCGCAGCCGCGGCAGCAAGGGCAGCGCCGACUCCUCCCCGAACAACAUCGUGGUGACGUGGGAGUCGCGGAGGAGCCAUCGCAGAGGGUCCAGCUUCGGGAACACGAAAACCACGAUCCUGAGCGGCGCGGGGUCGACCCAGAGGACUCCGCUUCUGCUGAGGCGGUCGGCGACGUUGCGCCAGAACGGCCACAGCGUGUCGACUUUGAAGGACAAGGGGAAGAACCCGUCGUCGCCGUGUCUGCUCCAGAGGUACAACUGCAACAACGUUUCGACCACGGCGAAGAGCGUCCGCUCGCACCACUCGCGCAACUCCAGCGUGAUCUCGAGGAACUCGUCGCGUCACGGCCGGAUCAUCCGCCUGGAGCAGAAGGCCACCAAGGUGCUGGGUGUGGUGUUUUUCACGUUCGUGAUCCUGUGGGCGCCGUUUUUCAUACUGAACCUUCUGCCGGCGUUCUGUUCCGAGUGCGACAAGAAUUUAGACAACUGGGUGGUGCAGCUGGUGACGUGGCUGGGGUACGCCAGUUCGAUGGUGAAUCCGAUUUUCUACACGAUUUUCAACAAGGUCUUCCGGCAGGCCUUCAAGAAGGUGCUUACGUGCAAAUACCGCAAAACCGCCUGGAGACCGCACAGGUGACAGGUGAAAGUGCCGAAAUGAGUGGGUGUCGGGGACACGUUUCUCUGACGCGGACGGGUCAAAGUUGACGC